Molecule: messenger RNA, 693 nt
Organism: Moesziomyces antarcticus
Lineage: Eukaryota; Fungi; Basidiomycota; Ustilaginomycetes; Ustilaginales; Ustilaginaceae
Product: signal transducer
Exons: 1
Coding region: 1-693 (230 amino acids)
Biological process (GO): small GTPase-mediated signal transduction
Molecular function (GO): GTPase activity; GTP binding
Source: RefSeq, a predicted model, not a curated record
AUGAACGCAUACAACAGCGGCUCGACACUAUCGGAUGUGCCGCCCGGCCAGGGCCAGAUUCAGCAGCUCCCCGGCCGACCCGUCAUCGAUCUCAAGAAGAAGCUCGUCGUCGUCGGCGAUGGUGGCUGCGGCAAGACGUGUCUGUUGAUAGUCUACUCGCAGAACCGCUUUCCCGAAGAGUACGUGCCCACCGUCUUUGAAAACUACGUCCCCAUCAUCCAGUUCGAGGGCAAGACGAUCGAGCUCGCGCUGUGGGAUACUGCCGGUCAGGAGGAGUACGACCGUCUGCGUCCGCUCUCGUAUCCAGAGUCGGACGUCAUCCUCAUCUGCUUUGCCGUCGACUUCCCCACCAGCCUCGCCAAUGUGCAGGACAAGUGGUUCCCGGAGAUCAACCACUUUUGCGAAGGCGUGCCCAUCCUGCUGGUGGGUCUCAAGACGGAUCUGCGCAAGGACCCCAACAGCCUCGCCAUGCUGCAGGCACAGGGCAUCAAGCCCGUCUCCCCAGCCCAGGGUCAGCAGGUGGCAGACGAGAUCGGUGCUGCAAAGUACGUAGAGUGCUCGGCAAAGACAAAAGACGGCGUGCAGAACGUCUUUGAUACCGCCAUCCGCGAGGCGUGUCGCAAGAAGGGCUGGGCAAGAAGAGCCGCAGGAGCCACGGGAGGUGGCGCCAAGAAAAAGUGCGUCCUCCUAUAG